AUGCUGCCCAUUCACGGAUACUACUGGCUCGCGCCGCUGAUCACAUUCGCCUUUUGGUGCACGGAUAUCUUUGGUCUCUUGGGUCUGUGGGGUGGUAGGGACAACUUCGAGGGAUACAGCAAUGAUCAAGCUACGGUAGUCUUCAUCUCAGAUGUGGGAGCAAGGCACAAGACGUUCUUUAUCAGUGAGUCCACGUGGAAAAUGCACGAGUCUUCAGGCACGGAUCAUGCGCGAUCGAGUCACCUUGCGAGAGGAAGACGCCGAUUCUCAGAUUUGCCAAGGGUAGCGGCUGGAACACCAAGCUGACGAUCGCCCCCUUUUGCACAUCCCUCUGCCAGUCUUUUCAUCCUUAUCAGCUGCCUUCUACAUCCUCACUACGUUGAUCGAGCGUCAUCUUCGUCACCAAAGGCGUAUUCCUGGAUCUUUGAGGAAGCGUCAAACCCACUACGACAUCGCAAGCGUUGUCUUUGCUGUCAUUGGUGCUGCUGCAUUGGUCUUGCUUAGUGUCUUCGAUGCGGUCAAGUGAGUCAAAAACAGAGGCCUGUAUGCGUACUCAAAAGGCCGACAGUGGUGUCGGCCACCACUCCUCCGAGUACCUGCAAGCGGUGGCUAGAUUCGCAAAGAAGCGAAUGGCAGACGCUUACCUUGCUCACCUUUCCGUAACUACAGCUACUCAAACGUGCACUGGUCAAUGACUGUGGUGUUCGUAGCGGGGGUCGCAAUCAGCGUGCUCUUCCAGACACUUCAGAUCUUCAGGUCAGUUCAGCAUGAUUCGCUCCAAAGCGAUCGUCUGCUUACCAGCUUCUCUUUUGUCUGAUUCUCACGACAGCCUUUCCAAGUCGCACGAUGACGAACUGUGGCAUUUGCGUGCCAUGGCAAUUAUCAAGUCCAUUCUGCUUGCCAUUGCCCUCAUCGUCCUCAUCGUCUUCGUAGUGACAUACGCUAUUUGCUCUGGAGACGCUAGACAAGGGGACACGCGCUGCAAUCGGAUCGUCAGCGUAGCAGGAGUAGCAGAAUGGACGUGUGCAUUCAUUCUCGCGCUCUUCUUCUUGACCUACACUGCCGACUUUUACCCAGCGAGGAAGACCGCUCAGAAGGGUCUCACGGAAGAUGGAGAGUACGUCGCUGACAGAAACAGAGCCAUCUUUGCGGGAGAGGGACACAAGCCCGAAGCUCCUUAUGCGGCUGCUCGCGAUCUCGGACCCAAUGCUACGAACGAGCAGUACAACGACAUUACUGGCAAUUCUCACCUUAACGGACACACUAGCGAUGCCACCUUGGCUGCACAGAGGGAGAAGGAAGCUGAGAAGGCUGCUCAACAGGCGUAA
This is a messenger RNA of Ceraceosorus bombacis, 1328 nucleotides long. Lineage: Eukaryota; Fungi; Basidiomycota; Exobasidiomycetes; Ceraceosorales; Ceraceosoraceae. The record is from the annotation of a GenBank genome assembly.